Molecule: messenger RNA, 701 nt
Organism: Hibiscus syriacus
Lineage: Eukaryota; Viridiplantae; Streptophyta; Magnoliopsida; Malvales; Malvaceae
Product: RING-H2 finger protein ATL67-like
Exons: 1
Coding region: 137-694 (185 amino acids)
Biological process (GO): protein ubiquitination
Molecular function (GO): transferase activity
Source: RefSeq, a predicted model, not a curated record
AUGUAACCCCAAAAAUGCAAAGCACGACAAUAAAUGCGAACCCGCUGUUUCCAAACACAGUAUUAAAUGCAGCAGCAGCCUCUGCUCACCUUUCUUCUCUUUCCCUUCACCAAAUGGAUACUCAUCUCCUUCUUCAAUGUCCACCCAUUCCCCUAACUAUCUCACUAACUUAGGCCUCGGCUAUUCCAUCGCCAUCGCCCUCGGUUUCCUCGUCCUCCUCUCCACCGUCCUUCUCGCCUCCUACAUCUGCUGCCGCUCUUCUUCUUCCUCCCCAGGCGCCUUCUCUCCCAACACUACCGCCGCCGCGGCCAACUCCGAUGGAUUCACCCUCCCCAGGAUCAUUUUCGUCGCCGAAGACUACGACAACGACAGCUCCGUCGUGGGACUCGACCAGGCCGUUAUAAACUCUUACCCCAAGUUCCAGUUCAGUAAAGAUCAAUCGUCCGUGACGGAUCCCGGAAACGCUAACGCAACGUUUUCGAUUUGUUUGUGCGAGUACAAAGAUUCGGAGACGUUGAGGAUGAUGCCCGAAUGCAGGCAUCAUUUCCAUGCUCCUUGUAUUGACGCUUGGUUGAAACUCAACGGGUCUUGUCCCGUUUGUCGGAACUCGCCGCUCCCCACUCCGCUGUCUACGCCUUUGUCUGAAGUGGUUCCUUUGUCUCAGUACGCCGCUGAUCGAAGGAGUUGGAGGUGACUUCCUU